Molecule: messenger RNA, 798 nt
Organism: Pistacia vera
Lineage: Eukaryota; Viridiplantae; Streptophyta; Magnoliopsida; Sapindales; Anacardiaceae
Product: probable pectinesterase 29
Exons: 5
Biological process (GO): cell wall modification
Molecular function (GO): pectinesterase activity
Source: RefSeq, a predicted model, not a curated record
AUGGCUGACCGAGAUGAAAUUGCAAAGACCAUCACAGUUGAUAAAUGGGGAAAAGGAGAUUAUACAAGUGUGCAAAAAGCUAUUGACUCUGUCCCACACCACAACACAUUGUGGACUCGAAUUCAUGUUAAAGCUGGCAUUUACAAAACGGAAAAGGUUAAAAUCCCUCUAGAGAAACCAUACAUUAUUCUUGAUGGAGAGAGCCGUAGAACAACUGUGAUCCAAUAUAAUGAUGCUGGAGAAUGCAUUGCAAGUUCUACCUUCCAAUUGUUUGCAGAAAAUUUCAUGGCAAGACGCAUAACCUUCAAGAACACUUUUAAUGUUCUCAUUUCGCGUGGUGAUCAUAGUACUGAAAGAAGAAACAUUACAUGGGCACCGGCGGCUCUAAUUCAUGCCAAUAAGGCGACUUUCUAUGAGUGUGGAUUUGUUGGCCUGCAAGACACAUUGACAGAUUCUGCAGGUCGUCAUUAUUUUCAAUCUUGCUACAUUCAAGCUGCUGUUGAUUUCAUCUAGGGUGGUGGCCAAUCCAUAUAUCAGCACUGCAUCAUAAAUGUUACCGCCGCGCUUCUGGGUGGAAGUAUUUCAGGUUUCAUCACAGCUCAAUACCGAAAUAGCACAGCUGAAACAGGUGGUUUUGUGUUCAAAUAUUGCAAUAUAGUGGGCACAGGAACUUCAUAUUUGGGAAGAGCUCUUACAAAGUACUCUAGAGUUAUAAUUUACAAGACAGCUUUCUCUGAAAUUAUUGUUCCAGAGGGUUGGAAUUCGUGGUCCUUUCAUGGCCAAGAGGAAGUUUCUUAA